Molecule: messenger RNA, 447 nt
Organism: Panicum virgatum (switchgrass)
Lineage: Eukaryota; Viridiplantae; Streptophyta; Magnoliopsida; Poales; Poaceae
Product: BTB/POZ and MATH domain-containing protein 1-like
Exons: 2
Coding region: 1-447 (148 amino acids)
Biological process (GO): protein ubiquitination
Molecular function (GO): protein binding
Source: RefSeq, a predicted model, not a curated record
AUGGAGUACUCCGCCGUCGGGGCAGGGUACGGCUUCAGCGAUUUCGUCAGGAGGGAGUUCUUGGAGGCGUCGGAGCAUCUCAUGGAAGACCAAUUCAGGAUCCGGUGCGACGUCUCCGUUCCGGCCAAGAGCUGGACGGAGGAUAGGCCGCCGCCGCUCUCCGACCUGCAGCGGCAUCUUGGGAACCUCCUCGCCGCCGGACAGGGCGCCGACGUCGCGUUCCGGGUCGCCGAUUCAUUGCCGGAGACGACUGAGCUAGCAGAAGAGCCUAUGAUGGCUGAGCAAUUGCUGGAAGCGGCGGACAGGUACGGCGUGCAGAGGCUCAAGCUGAUCUGCGAGGAGGAACUGAGCGGAGGCGUAAACGGGAACACGGUUGCAAAGAUGUUGAGGCUGGCCGUGCGUCACCGCUGCCGCACGCUCAGGGAGGCUUGCAUCGAGUUCCUCUAG